Messenger RNA from Ictalurus furcatus (blue catfish), 1524 nucleotides. Its product is annotated as spore coat assembly protein ExsA-like. Lineage: Eukaryota; Metazoa; Chordata; Actinopteri; Siluriformes; Ictaluridae. The record is from RefSeq and is a predicted model, not a curated record. The coding region runs from base 1 to 1524 and encodes 507 amino acids. The transcript is spliced from 2 exons.
AUGGAGAACGACGCUCAGCAUCCCUAUACAGCUGAGGAUGCCACUCAGCCACCCUGUUCUUCUGAGGAAGUUUCUCUGCCUCCCGUUGCAGCCAAAAGCUCCGUUUUGCUUCCAUAUUCUGCCGUGAGUGCCACUAAGCCAAGCAUCCAACCCAACAUCCAAUCCAACAUCCUAACCAACAUCCAACCCAACAUCCAACCCAACAUCCAACCCAACAUUCUAACCAACAUCCAACCCAACAUCCAACCCAGCAUCCUAACCAACAUCCUAACCAACAUCCAACCCAACAUCCAACCCAGCAUCCUAACCAACAUCCAACCCAACAUCCAACCCAACAUCCUAACCAACAUCCAACCCAACAUCCAACCCAUCAUCCAACCCAACAUUCUAACCAACAUCCAACCCAACAUCCAACCCAGCAUCCUAACCAACAUCCAACCCAACAUUCAACCCAACAUCCAACCCAACAUCCUAACCAACAUCCAACCCAACAUCCAACCCAACAUCCUAAUCAACAUCCAAACCAUCAUCCAACCCAACAUCCAACCCAACAUCCAACCCAACAUCCUAACCAACAUUCUAACCAACAUCCAACCCAACAUCCAACCCAAUAUCCUAACCAACAUCCUAACCAACAUCCAACCCAACAUCCUAACCAACAUCCAACCCAUCAUCCAACCCAACAUCCAACCCAACAUCCAACCCAACAUCCUAAUCAACAUCCAACCCAACAUCCAACCCAACAUCCUAACCAACAUUCUAACCAACAUCCAACCCAACAAUCAACCCAACAUCCUAACCAACAUCCUAACCAACAUCCAACCCAACAUCCUAACCAACAUCCUAACCAACAUCCUAAUCAACAUCCAACCCAACAUAAUAACCAACAUCCAACCCAACAUCCAACCCAACAUCCAACCCAACAUCCUAACCAACAUCCAACCCAACAUCCAACCCAACAUCCUAACCAACAUCCAACCCAACAUCCAACCCAACAUCCUAAUCAACAUCCAACCCAACAUCCUAACCAACAUCCAACCCAACAUCCAACCCAACAUCCUAAUCAACAUCCAACCCAACAUCCUAAUCAACAUCCUAAUCAACAUCCAACCCAACAUCCAACCCAACAUCCUAACCAACAUCCAACCCAACAUCCAACCCAACAUCCUAACCAACAUCCAACCCAACAUCCAACCCAACAUCCUAACCAACAUCCAACCCAACAUCCAACCCAACGUCCAACCCAACAUCCUAACCAACAUCCAACCCAACAUCCAACCCAACAUCCUAACCAACAUCCUAACCAACAUCCAACCCAACAUCCAACCCAACAUCCAACCCAACAUCCUAACCAACAUCCUAACCAACAUCCAACCCAACAUCCAACCCAACAUCCAACCCAACAUCCUAACCAACAUCCAAACCUCUGAGCUACCACUUCCCCAUCAUGUUUCUCAUCAUGUUACCGAGAACCCACAAAGCGUAAAACAUAAAACCCGUAAGCAUAAAACCUUACACUGCUGA